This is a messenger RNA of Ochlerotatus camptorhynchus, 1013 nucleotides long. Its product is annotated as keratin, type II cytoskeletal 2 epidermal-like. The coding region runs from base 34 to 939 and encodes 301 amino acids. Lineage: Eukaryota; Metazoa; Arthropoda; Insecta; Diptera; Culicidae. The record is from RefSeq and is a predicted model, not a curated record. The transcript has 3 exons.
GCACCGAAAAUAAGGAACACACGCAGAACAAGGAUGAGGGCCUUUGUACUGUUGAGCUGUUGUUUGGCUCUGACUUCCGCUCGGCCGGAAGCAGGAUACUCAUAUAACCGUCCGUCGACAGGCGGAGGCUCUCACGGAGGCGGUGGCGGCGGCGGCGGCGGCGGUGGUGGCUACUCGUCCGGUGGCCACGGAGGCGGUGGCGGCGGCGGUGGUGGCGGCCACGGUGGAGCAUCGUUCAGCUCCGGUGGCGGCAGUGGAUUCUCGUCCUUCGGCGGCAGCGGAUUCGGAGGUUCAUCCUCGUUCAGCUCCGGCGGUUCUAGCAGCUUCGGAGGCGGCGGCGGCGGCGGCUUCGGAGGUGGUGUCAGCAGCUUCGGAGGCGGCGGCGGCGGCGGCUUCGGAGGAGGCGGUGUGAGUAGCUUCGGAGGCGGCGGCGGCGGCUUCUCCGGUGGAUCGCAACAGGCCAUCAUCCAGAAGCACAUCUACGUGCACGUUCCGCCACCAGAGCCAGAGGAGGUCCGCGUCCAGCGACCACUGCAGCUAGCCCCGGCCCAGAAGCACUACAAGAUCAUCUUCAUCAAGGCCCCAUCGGCUCCGGCCUACCAGGCACCACAGAUCCCACUGCAGCCCCAGAACGAAGAGAAGACCCUGGUCUACGUGUUGGUUAAGAAGCCCGACGAUCAGCAGGACAUCAUCAUCCCAACGCCAGCCCCAACUCAGCCCAGCAAACCGGAAGUCUACUUCAUCAAGUACAAGACCCAGAAGGAAGGCGGCCAAGGAGGAUACUCCGGAAAUGUUGGCGCCAGCUUCGGUUCCGACAUCAGUGGCUCUGUUGGUGGUCAUGAUGGUGGCGCUGGACACGGAGAUGACAUCAGCGGAGGACACGGAGGCACGGCCCCGGCUGCCCAGUACGGACCACCCGGCAAGUCCGGCCCAUACUAAUCGAACGGAACAUUCUGACCAUUGAACGGAUUCCGGACCACGUAGCUAGUCGAAAACAAAACAAAUCAAACGCA